Messenger RNA from Sphaeramia orbicularis (orbiculate cardinalfish), 1837 nucleotides. RefSeq names its product N-myc (and STAT) interactor (gene nmi). The transcript is spliced from 9 exons. The record is from RefSeq and is a predicted model, not a curated record. The coding region runs from base 224 to 1360 and encodes 378 amino acids. Gene Ontology annotation, cellular component: cytoplasm. NCBI's taxonomy places the organism in Eukaryota, Metazoa, Chordata, Actinopteri, Kurtiformes, Apogonidae.
UUAACUUUCACUUUUGAUUUGGCUUACAGUCAGAUCCUCCGUAGCUUGGAUGAUCUGUUUGUUUUCUCUUUGCCGUUUCUGUCACAUUACACAUUUUAACGAGUAGAAGAGCGAACCGAAACACAGGUAGACGGUAUACUAUCAGAGGACCUGCAUCAAACAUUGUAUUUUUUAUGAAGGCUGAACUACUUUGUUAACACAAAGUUUCGAUUUCCUGCUGGCCAUGUCUUACUUCUCCAAUGACACCACGGUACAGCCUGUCAGUGUCCUCGAAGAUCCCACACAAAUCGCUGAGUCCAAGAAAGAGCUGGAGGCAUGGAAGGUGAAGGUAGAGAAAGCUGAUGAUGUGAAGACCAGGCUGGUAAUGGAAAAGCUGGAAGAAGAAGAAGCCAAGAGGAAAGCCAAGGAGCAGAUGAUGACUUAUGCAAACAAGCGGCAGGAGUGUGAGAAAAAAUUUAAUGAAAACCUGAAAGAAAUGCAGUCUGAGGUCUGCCAGCUUGGGAAACGCAAACAGGACUUGAUGGACAAGCUGAAGAGGUGCCAAGCUGAACUGGAGGCUAAAAGAAGCGAGUCCAUGAAACUGAGGCAGAAGUUUAAGAUAAAUGCCCAGAUUCCAGAUACAGAAGUGAAGUUCACACAGCAGAACAAGGAAAAUGGUGAUGAUGACACUUCAGCCAUCAGAGGAGUGUUUACCAUCAGCCAGAGACCCAGUGUGCUUCUGCGGGGAGGACAGGCACUCAUCACCUUUGAGGAGGAGAAAGUGGUUUCUCAGAUUCUCAAGAUUCCCAAGUGCUCUGUAUCCUGUGAGAAUAUUACCUUGGAUGUGAAACCAAAAAGAAUAGCCAUGGAUCCUGUUGUGAAGUUUGAGGUCCACCUUGAUAUUUCUAAAAAGGAUCUCAAGGUUGCUAAUGUCCCCCCGUUGAUGCCAGAAGAGCGAAUAAAGGACCGGCUGGAGAUAAGUUUCUCACGGCCCAGCAGAGGAGGGGGAGAGGUGGAGAGCGUGGACUACCAUAAAGCCACUGGGACGGGUCUGAUCACCUUCCUCCAUCCUGGAGUUGCAGAGGGCCUGGCUUUGAAAGGGAGGUAUGAAGUGGAUCUGGAUACUGCUGUGACUGUACAGGUCACACCCCUUUACAAAUACCAGCUACGUAAGUUUCAGACCUUCUGUGGCACUCCAAAGCGUACCCUCCUCCUGGAUGACAUCGAGGACAUUGAUGAUAUAGAUGAUGAUGAGGAAAUACAAGACCAUGUGGAGAUCCACUUCCAGAAGCCCAACAACUACGGCGGUGAGAUCGAGAGCAUCAAGUACAUCUCCGGUGGGAAAGUUCUGCAGGCCUUUUUCUCUGAGGACACUGUGUAAACUGAUCUAGUCAAAGCUGUGUAGAACGACUCACAAAUCAUUGCUUACUCUUAACUAAUAUGGAAUCAGUAUUGUAAUAUGCUUUUUGUGAUUUAGAAUAACUUCAAAUAUAUUUCUAGUUAUCUAAGCUGCUUUUUGGUAUAUUCACAUAUUCAUCCUGUUCUGCUGGGGGUCAGGUAGUCUGAGGAAUCUAUUCAUCAAGUUCAGAACUUGAUUGUCAAUAGUUUAUGAGAUAACUUAAUCAUGGAAAUAAUAAACUCAGAAAUUUACACCAUCAUUCAUCAGUGUUACAACUGCUUAUUUACAUUUAUGUGGGAUUCCUGUGACUACGGUCUAACAGGUAACUGAAUGCUUAUCUGAAUAUUCAUUCUAAGCCCAGGAUGUAUUUAGGGUAACUGUAAUCUGAUUUUCCUCUGGAAAUUUUUGCUCAAUAAAAGAUGACAUGCCGUUAAACACUUUCUUGAAACGAAGCUUGGU